GAUGUGAUGCUUGAAUGAAAUCGGUGCAAAGAUUGUUCUUCUGUUCUGGCUGCUUUCACCAUAGUACCGGUACAUCUUAUACGGUCUGUCUUAUUUUUCGAUAAAAUAAUGUUUGUCUGGAGGAUAUUCAGGAAGAAGAAAUUAAUCAAAGUUGAAUGCUGGUUCUGCCAAGCAUCAACAACAGUUCCAGUUGGCAAUGUGAAUUGCUUUGACUGCCCGGAAUGUGACCAGUAUAAUGGUUUUUCCAAGGAUGGAGGCUAUAAUAAAGCCAUCCCUGCCCAAUACAGUGAAGAACUGAACCAGACCUACUCCAGUCCUGUUCCUCCUCGGGAUGAUUCAGAAUCAAGACCAAGUCCUUUGUGCGAUGUUUGCCAGACCAACCAAGAACUCAAAGUCCAGCAGCUGGCUGCGUUUGUUCCAUCACAUGAGAAAAACUUUGAUGUGGAUGUAAAGGAGUAUUCUGAUUAUUUAGAAGAGGCAUAUAGACUCUGCCCAGCCUGUAAUGACAACAUCUGCAGCGAGGUGUACAGACAAGAUGCAGACAUCCGCUCAAAACUGCUGGGCCAGAGACUACAUCAGUCAGUCUUGCCAGAUACAAAGGUUGUGAUGCCAGCUCAAAGCAGUAAAAAGUGUGUGUUUCUCUGCAGAGCAGUAGCCAUUGUUGCAGCUGUUCUGGUGUUUAUUUGCCAGCUGAGUUUGCAUGUGAACUUCUCUGGUCUAUCAAGAACAGAGAUUGCUUUAUUUGUGCAAAAGGCAUCUCAACACUUUGCUGCCCUGGAGAGCAGAAGAAUGACCUUAUCUUUAAUGGGAUUAGUAUGUGGAGUUCUUUCAUCAUUAAUAGCUGGAAAAUACAGGUUGAGACAUUUGGAUUGUGUAAGCCCGCUGGUCUGGAUGAUGUACAUGGGAAGCAUUACUGCACUACCAUCAUCCUCAUCAUUACUAGCCCUGUUUCCAUGGUUACCAUCAGACGCUAUUCCAAUGAUGUUGGCCACCUGCGUGCUGCUUUGCUGUUCAAAACAUGUCUUACAAUCGAGAGAGCGAAAAGUCAAGAAAGUUUUCACAAACAAAAGAUUGAGGAGUCAGCCCACCUCCCCUCUCCAGGAGGAAGAUUGUUUUGUUUUACCCCACCCUUCUGAUGCCUCAUCCUCUACUGCUCUAUCGUCACUGUCUCUCAGUCAAAGCCUGCAAUCAGAGAAUGGAGAGAUCAAGAGGAUACUCCUUGAUCAAGAUAUAAGUGGUCUAAGUCUCGGACCUCCUGCGCUAGCUAAGGCCAAAAACAAAGAUCUAUGGACCGCCCAUACCCCUCCCACCAGUAGACCUUCCACGCCCCUCUUGGAGGACCGGCCCUCGUCAAGGGAGUUCCGCCCUAUCAUAUCACCCGCGACCUUUAACCCCUCAGGGAUGAAGAGAUCAACCUCCCAGACAUCUUUUGUCUCGUCGUUCAAUGGUACCUUCGUAGAUUCUGGCCCAUUUCAAGAUCAGCGAGUCACUUCGUCUAGGGAGAACUUGGUAGAGAGAGGAAGAAGCCCUCCAUCGUUUGCUGAUGACAGCUCAGAUGGUUCGUUACCUCUUUGUAUGAGCGCUAAUGAGAGUCCAGAUGCACCUACUGUAGAACACAAAACAACCACACAAGCUUGGACAUCUUGCCUACUGCCUGGUAUACUAGGGUUUAGUUUGGGAAUUAACUGUGCUGCUGCCCUCUACUUCAUGUAUGGGAGAUGAUAUGAGCUGAUGCUGUCUUCAUACAGCUCCAUGAUUCUAUCUGGACAUUGACAGUGGUGCUGCCCUCUACUGUACGUAUGGGAGAUGAUAGAAGUUGAAGUUGUCUUCAUGUGUAAUUCUAUCUGGACGUUGACUGUGGUGCUGCCCUCUAUGGCAGAUAAUACUAGCUGUAGCUGUGUUGAUCUUCAUUAAUUCUUUUUGGACAUUAACUGUGGUGCUGCUCUCUACAAUAGUAGAUGAACCUAAAUACAAUGACUAACCACCGUCGGCAUGUUGUGCAAUUUCAUGCGAACAUCAAGUGUGGUGCUGCCCUCCUGUGUUAUGAACGGGAAAUUACCGAUAGCAUCAUUCAUCAUGUUUAAUUCCACCGAAACCAAAGAACAUUUGUCAUCAUUAGUUUACUCAAACCACGGCUCCUUUUGCAAAUAUUGCCUCUUUGUGCUUCAGGAUAUAUAAUGAGGUGCUAGGUACCUGAUGGAAUUGAAUUAGGUAUUUGUUUUGACUAGUACAAGAAGUAUCUACAUGUAAUAUGUUAAGGAAUUGUAAAAUUAAGUAGAAAAUAAUGCUGAAUAAGAUAAGGAACUGACAAUAAUGUGACAUGCUGCAAAAUCGGCACAGUUUAUGAAGUAAAGAGUUGUAGAUAUUUUGUGUAAACAUACAUUGCAUCUAAUGUUAAAUGAGGUCAAGAUACUUAUUUUAUAUGAACAAUUUAACUUGAAAUUGAAGCUGAAACUGAUGAUCUUUGCUGCAUUUCGCGCUCAAAUAAGUUAAAGAAAAAAUAUGAAUAGACAAAAAAAACAGAAGACAAAACCUAAAUAUGUAAGUUUUUCUAUGAAAUAAUUAUUUUCAUGUUCUUAAUCUUUCCAUGUUUUUUUUUUUUUUUAAUACCUUAAAUAGAUGUACAAUUCAAGCUUGCUUUCAGAGAUAAGAUUUGGAACAGAUCAAAACAAACUGAAUAGUGAAAAACAAAAGAUUAUGUUAUCUGAAGGAGAGGCAGAAUAGGAUAAAAAGGCAAUAUGAUAAAUAGGUAUUGAGAAUCGCUUUGCAUGUUACUAUUUGUAGAUUGAUGUAGACAUUCUAGAAAUGUCUAGAAGUAAAAAAAAAAUAUAUAUAUGUUAUGUGAUAUAAAA
Molecule: messenger RNA, 2852 nt
Organism: Strongylocentrotus purpuratus (purple sea urchin)
Lineage: Eukaryota; Metazoa; Echinodermata; Echinoidea; Camarodonta; Strongylocentrotidae
Product: transmembrane protein 201-like
Exons: 11
Coding region: 109-1722 (537 amino acids)
Biological process (GO): nuclear migration along microtubule
Cellular component (GO): nuclear membrane
Molecular function (GO): lamin binding; actin filament binding
Source: RefSeq, a predicted model, not a curated record